Molecule: messenger RNA, 1737 nt
Organism: Emys orbicularis (European pond turtle)
Lineage: Eukaryota; Metazoa; Chordata; Testudines; Emydidae
Gene: POMGNT2
Product: protein O-linked mannose N-acetylglucosaminyltransferase 2 (beta 1,4-)
Exons: 1
Coding region: 1-1737 (578 amino acids)
Biological process (GO): protein O-linked glycosylation via mannose
Cellular component (GO): endoplasmic reticulum
Molecular function (GO): protein binding; protein O-acetylglucosaminyltransferase activity
Source: RefSeq, a predicted model, not a curated record
AUGAACAUAGCAGCAGUGUUUAAUGCCUUGCUAGUGUCUGCCCUUGCAGCUGUGCUGUGGAAAUACAUCAAGCUGCGAGAGCACGUCUUCGAGGUUGAAGAAGAGCUGGUCCUCACUCGCCAGUCCCAGGAACUCUCUCAGGUCCAGAUUGACUACCAUGCAGCUCUUCAGGCCCUGGUGGAGGACGGUACCAGGAUGGUAUGCACAGGCAGGAUGCACACGGAUCGCAUCUGCCGCUUUGAGUCCCUCUGUUACUCCACUGAGGCAGAGGAGUUUGUCUUCUUUCACAGCAACGCGUCAGUUAUGCUUCCCAACCUGGGCUCCAGGAGAUUCCAGCCUGCCUUGCUUGAUCUCUCCUCGGUGGAGGACCACAACACCCAAUAUUUCAACUUUGUGGAACUGCCAGUUGCUGCAUUGAAAUUCAUGCCAAAGCCGGUCUUUGUGCCUGAUGUGGCGCUCAUCACCAACCGAUUCAACCCGGACAACUUGAUGCACGUCUUCCACGACGACCUCCUCCCAAUCUUCUACACCAUGCAGCAGUUCCCAGACUUGGAUCUGGAGUCCCGACUCUUCUUCAUGGAGGGGUGGAGUGAAGGCCUGCACUUCGAUCUCUACAAGUUACUGAGUAACAAACAGCCACUCCUCAGAGAGCAGCUUAAAACCCUGGGCAGGCUCCUUUGUUUUACCAAAUCUUAUGUAGGGCUGUCCAAAAUCACCACAUGGUACCAAUAUGGAUUUGUUCAGCCACAAGGACCAAAGGCAAACAUCUUGGUUUCUGGCAAUGAGAUUAGGCAUUUCACCAAGUUCAUGAUGGAGAAGCUGAAUGUCAGCUUGGAAGAAAGUGCCAGUGAGGAGUAUAUUGUAGUAUUCAGUCGAACAAUCAACAGACUAAUCCUAAAUGAGGCAGAACUAAUCUUGGCACUUGCCCAGGAGUUUCAGAUGAAAACCAUUACAGUCUCCAUAGAGGACCAUUCGUUUUCUCACAUUGUACGUCUGAUCAGCAAUGCAUCCAUGCUGGUCAGCAUGCACGGAGCCCAAUUAGUGAUGUCUCUCUUCCUGCCAAGAGGGGCCUCUGUCGUGGAGCUGUUUCCUUAUGCGAUCAACCCCGAACACUACACCCCAUACAAAACACUGUCAACGCUCCCUGGCAUGGAUCUCCAGUACAUUGCCUGGCAGAACACUGAUCAGGAAAACACUGUAACCUUUCCUGACAGGCCAUGGGACCAGGGAGGAAUUGCUCACUUAGACAAGGCAGAGCAGGAACGCAUAAUAAAGAGCAAGGAGGUUCCACGCCACCUCUGCUGUCGGAACCCGGAAUGGCUUUUCCGAGUCUACCAGGAUACAAAAGUCGACAUCCCUUCCCUUAUCCAAGUGAUCAGGCAAACGGUGAAAUUAAAGCCUGGACCCAAGAAGCAGAAGUGGACUGGUGGUCUGUACCCUGGCAAGGUCAGGGAUGCUAAGUGUCAAGCCUCUGUCCAAGGUACUAGUGAAGCGAAGCUCUCUGUGUCUUGGCAGAUCCCCUGGAACCUUAAGUAUCUGAAGGUCAGGGAGGUGAAAUAUGAAGUGUGGAUACAGGAGCAAGGUGAAAACACUUACAUGCCUUAUAUUUUGUCACACCAGAAUCACACCUUUUCAGAAAACAUUAAGCCAUUCACGAUAUAUCUGGUGUGGAUCCGCUGCAUCUUCAACAAAAAUCUCCUUGGACCUUUUGCAGAUGUGCUCUUGUGUAGUACGUAA